Camelina sativa (false flax) is the source of this 785-nucleotide messenger RNA. Lineage: Eukaryota; Viridiplantae; Streptophyta; Magnoliopsida; Brassicales; Brassicaceae. The record is from RefSeq and is a predicted model, not a curated record.
CGAUCCUUGACCUGGCCCAUCGCUUCCAUCUCACCCAUCCUCGGAUUGGUUAUCUAUGUGUUCAUGGUGCCCAUGAGGAGUCACAAAGGCUUUACCCCACAUCACGCAUGAGUGACAUAUUACGUUUUCCUUCAGGUGGUGGUGUUCUAAAAUUUAACUUUACCCUUACGUAUUGGAUCAGAAGGAAUGAUGAAACAAGUGAACAAGGGCAGUUUCAGCCUCAUACCGAUUUACCUCAUUUGCAAAGUUUCUGUCUAGACUUUUACGAGAAAAACAUCAUAGCUGUGAUCAAGAUCAUUGGCAACCAAUAUACAUAUUUGAAAGUUUUUAGUCACAUUACAGAUGCAUGUGAAACUGCUCGUGAUCUCUUCAAAGUCUUGGAGCUUCUUUCCAAAGAUAUACAACUGCCUUCUGAGAUUUUGGAAGCCCAUACUGAAGUGAAACAACUAGCUAAAUUCUUUAGGCCUUACAACAUAAUUCCAUGCAAUAUUUUCUCAGAUGACUACCCUUCAAUAAAGAGACUACCUGAGCUUCCAGCUGCUGUGACCGCACUAGCUGCAUAUGGAUGGUGAAACAGGUUGAUAUAAUAUAACCCCAGCCCUGCCCGAAACACCGCGGAAAGUCCAAGCUUGCUGUGUACUAAAAACAUAAGACUUCCGUUAUGCCCAGAUUAUAAUUAUUAUUUCUUUCUUCAGUACUAUGUUUUCUUCUUUUCUUUUUUUUCAACAUACGUAUUGGUUGUAAUUUUAGUUGUAUAAUAAUUCUGCGCUUAAUUUUGACGUGAU